Molecule: messenger RNA, 1526 nt
Organism: Paramuricea clavata
Lineage: Eukaryota; Metazoa; Cnidaria; Anthozoa; Malacalcyonacea; Plexauridae
Source: the annotation of a GenBank genome assembly
AUGCAGACGACACCACACUCCUUCAACAUUCUAAACCACAGGAACAAGUGUGCAGAGGAAAUGAACGAAACUAUAGAAAGCUUAAAUGAGUAUUCGACCAACUCCAACAACAACAACUCAACAAAGACAGAAUGGAUGAUGCUCUCUACAAUGCAGAUGUCGACAGUACACUCGUUAGAAGAACACUCUGCAAAUAUCAUCUGUCGCGAGGAACCACUAGAAAAACUCUCAAGUACCCGACUCCUUGGAGUACAGUUGGAUCAAAAUUUAUCAUGGCGGGAACACAUGAAUCUUCUAUCCUCAUGUUAUGUGACCUUGUCUGUGCUGAAAGCUGAAAAAUUUUGUGCCGUUUCAUAUUCGUAAGCGGCUAGUUGAAAGCUUGGUCCUAUCCAAGUUGGAUUAUUGUAACGUAGUAUUUAGUGCUAUGCCAGAUUAUCAACUAAAGCGUUUACAGAGGGUGCAGAACAUGUGCGCAGGCUACGUACUGUCGAGGUAUGCCACAGUAGCAGAUCUGAAAGAACUCAGAUGGUUGCCCAUAAAAGAACGCUUAGAAUAUAGUAUUGCAAAAUUAGCACAUAAGUUGAUAUAUGGCUGGUAUUGGACUAAGUGACCACAAAUCGAAAUUUAUUCGACCGUUAAUGCAUGUCAAGAAGAGAAAAGCGAAAGUUGUGUAUAGAAGGUCUGUAAAACCACAUAUGAAGGACGGGUUGGAAGGUGGUUAACGUCAACUGAUUUCACAUUUCUUGAAGCCCUCCCUGCGUGUCCUGAAAAGCUCAAUGCAUUCCAAUCAUUACUGAAUUAUGCAAUAGAACUCUUUUUUCGUUACAGAAAAGUAAACAACAUCCCAACGAUAAGCCCUGGAUCACCUCAGAGCUAAGAUCCUUAAUCCAGCAAAGGCAGCAAGCUAUGGAUAAAGAUCCAGAGACAUUCAGGAAGCUAAGAAAUAAAGUUAAUAGACUGAAUAAUCGUCUUCGAAGUUCCUUUUUUGAAAGAAAAGUGAAGAAUUGUGAUGAUGCAGGUUCGUGGUGGAAAUCCAUUAAACAGCUCUCUGGCAUUUCUUCAAAAAAUCCUUACUGAGUGUGAUCGAAGCAGAUACAGAAAUUAACUCCAUAGAAUUAGCUACCAGAAUUAAUAAUAAGUUCUUGACCACUAAUAAUAGCCUACCACCACUGCCCCCCGUAGUGAAUAGUGAAUUGGAUUAUGAGACUGCGGAAGAAAUUGCUCUGAAAUAUUGGAUCUCUCCUGAAGAUGUGUACAAACAGUUAUCUAACUUAAAACGUGGAAAGGCUUCGGAGCCAGAUAAUUUACCGACAUGGAUUUUAAAAGACUUUGCAAUGGAACUUUCGUCACCUGUAGCCCUAAUCUUUAAUGCUUUCAUCCAAGAAAGAACAGUUCCAAAUGCCUGGAAAGUAGCUGAUAUUAUAUCAAUUCCUAAAAUAAACCCAGUAAAGGAUAUUGAAAAGGACUUACGGCCCAUAUCAUUAACAGCAGUCUUUUCAAAAACAAUGGAGCGCUUUUGUUGCUAA